UCUUUGAAGCCCUUAUCACAAGCUCAGGCUUUGAGACACUGAUAAUUGUGGAAACCUGAACUAAAAUAACCUGUGACUGACAACGUGACAGCAACACCAAAAGAUUCUCCAGUAUAUAGUCUUGGACGUGACGCACUGAUUGGAAUCUGCUUGUUCACAGAUCAAAAAGGAACAGAAAGUUUCCCUUGUUUAACAACCAGACGCAGCAUCCUAUCAUCUGCUUAAACAGGCCAAGCGGUGAAGGCAAGGAACCAUGGCGGAGGAUAGGAAAGAUGAAGCCAAGGCACCGCACUGGACUUCGGGUCAGCUAACAGAGGCUUCUUCGCACCCACAUUCACCUGAAAUUAAGGAACAGGGCGGCGCAGGUGCCGGACUGGUCAGAAGUGCCAAUGGAUUUCCCUACCAAGAGGAUGAGGAGCCGGGGCUGGGCGGCCAUGAGCAGCCAGGGACGUACACUCGGACCAAAGAGAAUGGGAUCAAUGGAGAGCUGUCAGCAGCAGACAGGGAGACCGCAGAAGAAGUGUCUGCGAGGAUAGUACAAGUAGUAACAGCUGAAGCUGUAGCAGUCCUGAAAGGCGAACAGGAAAAAGAAGCCCAGCACAAAGAUCAGCCUGGACCACUACCUUUAGCAGUUGAAGAGUCAGCCAACCUGCCUCCUUCCCCGCCUCCGUCGCCAGCUUCUGAGCAGACUGGAGCUCUGGAGGAAGAUUUACUUGCAGCCACGAAGAUGGAAUUCCGUGUCCAGGAGGGCGCACGCCCUUUCGCAGCAGAACCAUUAGACACAAAGCAACGUGAGUCUGGGAAAGACAGUAAGACUGGUGAGCAACCUAAACAUGAUGCCUUAGUUCCACAGCCAGCAAAAACAGAGGCUAUAGACAAAAAGGAUUCACAGAGCAAAGACAAAGAAAAAAUGCCUUCACCUCUAUCAGAACAGAUCUUGGAAACUGAUUCACAAAAGAAAGGGGAAGCCAGUUUUGCAGAACCUGCUGCCAAGCCUCCUGCUUCUCAAGAACAAAAGGACUUGUCAUCUGAACUGCCUAAAGGGAGCAAAACAGAAGAAAGGACUGCAGAUGUGCCCUCAUCAUCCAACCAAGUUAUAUCUAUGAAAUUUAAAGAUGACCUGAAAGAUGUGCAAGAUCUUGCCAUCAGCCAUGGUGAAAGUUCUCUAUUGCUAUCAGAACCCAAGGCAGAAGCAGCCAAAAGUGAACUUCCUUCAGGCCCAUCUCCUGCUGUCCCCCAGGAGCUUCCACUCAAAGACAGUUCCAAAACAAAACAGGAACCCACUGACCAGCUGUUUGCCAAAGACAUCACUAAAGAUGAACAGAUCCACAGAGACAGGACACUAGCUCUGCAGGAAGUCUCAGGAGUAACUGUAGAUGGCCUGAAAACGCCAAGCACCCAGAAAGUCCCUGCGUGGCAGGAAGAAAAGGACAUGACCAAGGAUGAGAGUGAUGAGGAAGAAAGGUAUGAUUUCUAUGAUAAAGGGGAGGCUCGAAUAUUGGAUGAUGGUAAAUUUACCACAAAACCUGAAGUUAAGGCACUUUCCCUAGACAAAGCAGACUUUCAAAAGGAUGGUGAAGCUAAAAAGUCACCUGAUAUUCUCAAAGCAGAAAAAGAAAUGGACCAAAGUGGGCUCCCAGCAACAGUAGACACGAAAAAGGAGGUGCAGCCAAGCACACAGGUACCCCCAGCCAAGUUAAGCCAUGAACUGACACUUGAGAAAACAGUAGAGCACUCUGAUACCACUCAGUUAUCCAGAAUAACAGAGAAAGCCCCUGAGGCACCAAGUUUAACCAUGGACAAGACUCCUACUCUAGAAGCUUCUCAAGAGAAAGAUGUUAAAAAAGAUACCAAGGAGGAUAAGACAAGUGUUUCAGCUCCUCAUCAAAUGAAAGAGGAGGAAGAUCGAUCGGGAAUGUCGAAGUACUUUGAAACCUCAGCUCUGAAAGAGGAAGCCUUCAAAGCAGACGCUCUGAAACAAGGCAGUGAUUACUAUGAGCUAAGUGACACUAAAGAGAGUGUGUAUGAGCCUUAUCAGACAGAUCAUCUAAUACCUGAAGACAAAGAGGAAGAGGAGGAAGAAUUACAGACAGAACUAGAUCAGCAGCAGAGUGUGCCUGCUCAUGAGAUAGGGUACAGUACCCUGGCUCAGAGCUUUACACCAGACAAAUCUGAAGAACCAAGUUCCCCGACAGAAAGAAUGUUCACUAUUGACCCCAAAGUCUAUGGCGAUAAGAGAGAACUCCACAGUAAGAAUAAAGAUGACUUAACUCUGAGCAGGAGCUUGGGACUUGGUGGGAGAUCUGCAAUUGAACAGAGAAGUAUGUCUAUUAACUUGCCCAUGUCCUGCCUGGAUUCAAUAGCUCUAGGAUUUAGCUUUGGUCGUGCACAUGAUCUUUCUCCCCUCGCUUCGGAUAUUCUAACUAACACCAGUGGAAGUAUGGAUGAAGGUGAUGACUACUUGCCAGCAACCACACCAGCACUGGAGAAGGCCCCCUGCUUCCCCAUUGAUAGUAGAGAGGAAGAUGAGCACAUUGAAGAAGAAAAAGCAAUGGCAGAAGAAAAAGUCCAGCCUGAGACCUUGGCCGAAUCACCUUUCCUGGCCAAAGAUUAUUACAAAAAUGGGGCUGUCCUGGCUCCUGACCUGCCUGAAAUGUUAGACUUAGCAGGGACAAGAUCUAGAUUAGCGUCCGUGAGUGCAGAUGCUGAGGUGGCGCAAAAGAAGUCAGUUCCUUCUGACACUGCUGUGGAAGACAGCAGCACAGCCCUGCCACCUGUGACAGAUGAAAACCACGUAACGCUAAAAGCUGAAAGUCAGCUAGAAGACUUGGGCUACUGUGUUUUCAAUAAGUACACAGUCCCACUCCCUUCUCCAGUUCAGGACAGUGAGAAUUUAACGAGCGAAACCUGUCCCUUUUACGAAGGCACAGAUGAAAAACUGAGACGUGGCUUAGCUCCCGACCUGUCUUUAAUAGAAGUGAAGCUGGCAGCAGCUGAAAAAUCAAAAGAAGAAUUCCUCAGUGAAAAAGACUUAGGUCAGCAUGCCACUGGUGAGUCCAUUCUGGCGAGGGACUUUGAGCAGGAGAAAAAAGAGAAGCUGGAUACUGUGCUAGAAAAAAGUGAAGAUCAAGCUGACUCUAAAGAGGUCUAUCCCAUUAAAGGUGCAGAGCCAGAGAAGACAAGACCUGAGGCAAUCUUAGAAAUCAAAGAAGAAAUUGUGGCUGAUAAAGUUCAUGUAACUGAUGAUACCAUGUAUGACAGAAUAUCAGCUUCAGAGGUAGCAAUAGAAAAGGAUGCUGUUUCUUUGUUGAUGGAGAAGGAGGAGAAGACGCUUAGUGUUGUUCCUGAAAUAGCUGAGAUAGAAGCUCCAAUUAAACCAGAUUACAAUGCUAUAAAGCACGAUUUGGAAGUGGCUGCAAGGAGGGCUGACCAAGAAUAUCAGAGUCAGUUAGAUAGUAAGAUCAGUGAGGUUGUUUCUCUCCCUUCAGGGAAGGACAAAGCCUCUGUUAAAAGAGCAGAGCCUGAACCCAAAGACACUCAACAGAAAGAUCAGACCAUCUUGUCCAGAGAAGCAAAGGAUGCAGAUGUACUUUCCAAGACCGAGCCUAGUUAUGUGAAGGACAGCACCAAACUGUCGGAAACAGAAAUUAAGGAAAAAGUAACUAAGCCCGAUCUGGUACAUCAAGAGGCAGUUGAUAAAGAGGAAUCUUAUGAAUCUAGUGGAGAACAUGAUCAAGCCCAAGAAGGUUUGAAUGGAGAAUCCUUGAAACCAGAAGAUGUCAAAGCAGAACCUCCAAAACCUCCCGUGUCUGGGGAAGAGACGCCUGCACAGUUACCAGCAAAGGAGCCUUCUGUGGAGCUCCUUCCAAAAGCUGAGCCUCUCCAGGAAGAGCCUGCUGAGAUUCAGAUGGAGAGCAUACCACAGCCUGCAGAAGGAACUGAAAAGAUUCCUGAUACAGCUGUGAAACCUAUGGAAAUGCAAAAGCUGCUGCCAUGUGAAGUGACAGCUGGGGCCACAAAAGGGGAAGAACAUGAGGAAGAAGAGGUAGAAGUAGGGCAAGAAGAAAAAGAAGAGGAUAAACAGCAUCUUAUAUCAGAAAUGCCCCCAGAAAUAGACUUUGGGAAACCUACUGCUGAAGAAAUGCUAGCCAAGGGUAGCCCAGAAGCAGUGCCUGAACUGAAAGGCAUUAUUGAAUCAGUGGUGACAGUAGAGGAUGACUUUAUCACAGUGGUGCAGACAACAGUUGAUGAGGGUGAAUCUGCUUCUCACAGUGUGCGCUUUGCUGCUACUCAGCAGGAAGACAUCGAAACAGGGGACUCCCAGGCUGAAGAGGAGCUGGAGGUUGAGGAAGUGGCUGACAUUCAAGUUGAGCCCAAGGAGGGCUCCCCAGAAGCUCCUGCUUCACCCCAGAGAGAAGAAAUCCUGCUCACCGACUACAAGACAGAGACGUGUGAUGAUUACAAAGAUGAAACAACAAUUGAUGACUCCAUCAUGGACACAGACAGUCUCUGGGCAGAUACUCAAGAUGAUGAUAGGAGCAUCAUGACUGAACAGUUAGAGACUGUUCCUAAAGAGGAGAAGGCAGAGAGAGAAUUGCGAAGAUCAUCUCUUGAUAAGCAUAAAAAAGAGAAACCUUUUAAAACUGGGAGAGGCAGGAUUUCUACUCCUGAAAGGAAAAUAGCUAAAAAGGAACCUAGCACACUCUCCAGAGAUGAAGUGAGAAGGAAAAAAGCAGUGUAUAAGAAAGCUGAACUUGCUAAAAAAACUGAAGUUCAGGCCCACUCUCCCUCCAGGAAAAUCAUUUUAAAACCUGCUAUCAAAUAUACUAGACCAACUCAUCUCUCCUGUGUUAAACGGAAGCAGACAGCAGCAGGUGGUGAAACAAACCAGGCUCCUGGUGUAUUUAAACAAGCAAAGGAAAAACUCUCAACUGCCUCUUUGUCAAAGAUUCCUGCCUCAAAGUCUAGAGCAAAGUCAUUGCUUCCUCCAAGACCCAGCUCAGCUUGCUCAUUAACUACUAAAAGGGCCACUUUUCUCGAUACAGACAGUUAUUAUGUACGGCCCUCCUCAGCAGGCCCAAGAGACUGCUUGCCCUACUCAAAAUCAGAUGCUAAGGAUGGAGUAAGCAAGAGUCCCGAAAAGCGUUCCUCUCUACCAAGACCUUCCUCUAUCCUUCCUCCUCGAAGAGGUGUAUCAGGAGACCGAGACAGAGAGGAGAACUCUCUCUCCCUCACAGCUUCUCUUUCCUCUUCAGUUCGACGGACCACCCGAUCAGAGCCCAUUCGUAGCAGAACAGGAAAAAGUGGAACUUCUACCCCCACUACUCCUGGCUCCACUGCCAUCACUCCAGGGACACCACCAAGCUAUGCCUCCCGUACCCCAGGCACUCCAGGGACACCCAGCUACUCCAGAACCCCACACACUCCUGGGACCCCCAAAUCUGCCAUACUGGUACCUACUGAGAAAAAAGUUGCCAUAAUUCGCACUCCUCCUAAAUCUCCAGCCACUCCGAAGCAGCUACGAGUUAUUAAUCAGCCUCUACCUGACCUCAAGAACGUCAGGUCCAAAAUUGGAUCAACAGAUAACAUCAAAUACCAGCCUAAAGGGGGGCAGGUUAGGAUUUUAAACAAGAAGAUCGAUUUUAGCGAUAUUCAAUCCCGGUGUGGUUCCAGAGAUAACAUCAAACAUUCUGCAGGGGGAGGAAAUGUGCAAAUAGUAACCAAGAAGAUCGACUUGAGUCAUGUGACUUCCAAGUGUGGCUCGCUCAAGAAUAUCCACCACAAGCCAGGAGGUGGGCGUGUGAAAAUUGAGAGCGUGAAACUGGAUUUCAAAGAAAAAGCUCAGGCUAAAGUUGGUUCACUGGAAAAUGCCCACCACGUACCUGGCGGUGGUAAUGUCAAGAUUGACAGCCAGAAGCUAAACUUCAGAGAGCACGCUAAAGCCCGUGUCGAUCACGGGGCUGAGAUCAUCACGCAGUCACCAGGCAGGUCCAGCGUGGCUUCGCCACGCAGACUCAGCAAUGUCUCAUCCUCUGGAAGCAUCAACCUGCUUGAAUCACCUCAGCUUGCUACCCUCGCUGAAGAUGUCACAGCAGCCCUUGCUAAGCAGGGCUUAUGAAUUUGCUCAUUUCGCGUUGUAUGAAGUAAUAAUAUUUAGGCAUGAGCUCUUGGCAGGAAUGGGCUCAGAGCAGGUGUUACAUUCAUUCUUUACCAUGUCUAAAACUAAGUCACAUCCCAAGACUUGUAGUUACCAUACAGUUAAAAAAAACAGGAAAAAAAAAAUUAAAUAGAUGCAGGAAUUGGCCUGAUCUCCAUUUACAACAGGAAGACACUGGCUUUAUAUGGGUAUACAACUGCAGUAUGUUACAUUGGACAAUUAUUGUUGCUCUGCUCUGUCUUGCAUGGAGUACCGUACUAUGAUAAAAUGCAUUUUUACCUUUCAUGUGCCUGAAGGCCAUCCACCUCUUUCUGAAGAGCCUUGUUAAUAUCCCAAUUUGCUCAUUUCACUGUUCUGUUGAUAGAUGGGGAAAUAAAAAAAGAAAAGUUGCCCAUUGUAAGUUAUUACAGGUUAAAUUAACAGUCUGCUUACCAGAAGGAAGGGCAUAUAAAGAAAUUCAAGUUUAAUUAAAAAAAAAAUGUGUUAUUUUGUAUAAAUAAGUAGAACAAAAGUUGAAUUAAGUUAUUAACAUUUUUUUGGACCUGGUUAAUUAUGUCAGUGUAUAGCUGAAAAGCCAAUAAAUUAUUUAACUAAUAACUAAAAAUAGUAGUUGAAAACAUUUGAACCAUGCUUGGGGAAGUGACAUAAAAAAGCUGUUGAAAGCAAGCACUUCCACCCCAACGGACUUGUGUCUGAUUAGAAGGUUGGUUAAGCGGCUAGAUUUGUGUACGCACCACCGGUUUCACAUCCUUUCCAUCUGUUUGAUACAGUAUUAUAGAUAUAUAUAUUUCUCUGUGGCCAUUUGUGAUACGCCCUCCUCAUAUACUUGAAUAUUCUACUUCUUUAUUCACAGUAUCUGUGU
Messenger RNA from Gymnogyps californianus (California condor), 7019 nucleotides. RefSeq names its product microtubule associated protein 2 (gene MAP2). The coding region runs from base 254 to 6118 and encodes 1954 amino acids. Lineage: Eukaryota; Metazoa; Chordata; Aves; Accipitriformes; Cathartidae. Gene Ontology annotation, cellular component: neuron projection. Gene Ontology annotation, biological process: microtubule cytoskeleton organization; neuron projection development. The transcript has 18 exons. The record is from RefSeq and is a predicted model, not a curated record. Gene Ontology annotation, molecular function: microtubule binding.